AUGAUUACCAACGCAAUGGAAUUUCCGUGCGUCGAGGCCACUCGUUGUUAUAUUGCAGAAAAGGAGCAUGGUCUGCGUCUGUGCUAUAAUAACCAUAAUGGCAAGAAGCAGAAGGAUGAUGAUAGUAUCGUCGGAACUCUCAGCUUUACGUCGAGCCGGGGUUCGGAAGCCGAAUGGUAUGUGCACAUGGAAACGACUAGUACUCAUUCAUUCUUCCAUGAAGAGACCAAACUGGGACAAGAAGAACGCAUAUUACAAUUGGCACAUUGUCAGACUGGUCACUUCCUUUGUGUCACGAGCGAGGGGGGUGUUGGAAUCCAAGCCAAGCCAUCCAAAGAUACCAAGUGGACAAUGGAGAAUAAUUUUGCUACACUAAAUGACGAUCCAGAUUGCAAGGCAUCCUUUCAUCUUCGAUCGAGUCUGGGAAAGCUGCUUCGGAUAACCAAAUCUGGUCAAAAGAAGAACAAACUAAUACCGGAAGGAUUUCUUUCUCCAGCAUUUCUACAAGGAGGACUGAUUCCCGGAACAACAUGCGAGUAUCAAGUAUCCACUGUUGACAAUGAUGAUUUUGAGGACGAGGACAAUAGUAGUGCCGAAUCAUCAUCCGCGGCUGUCUUUGAACUGGAAUUCACCUCGGGGGAACUUUGUUUUGUAUCCAACCCCGUCCUGCACAGUCAAAUUCGGUGCAAUCCCCUUGGACAAUUGAGCUUGACCCAAAAAUCUGCCUGUCAAGAAGUCUGGCGCUUUAUCGAAGUGGGUAAUGGUGGCGCUCUGGUGAUUGCCACUUGGUCCCACGCCCAAACCUUUUAUCUCAGCAGCGAUGGAGAUGGCAAUGUCUUUACCACCAAGAAUCGACUGGGGCACAAUGAGCGAUGGAAGUUGGAGCGAACCGAAAAUGGUGCUCGGAUUGUCAGUGUGGCCCACAAGGGGCGGUACUUGAGUGUGGGAAAUGAUGAUGGAGAAGCCCUGUUUCGAACCACCACACAACCUAAUGAUUAUGCCAAGUGGCACACGGAGGCGGCCCAUUCGAAUACCUAUCAUUUGCAAUCCAUUUUUGUGACGUCCUUAAAGGAAGAUGCACCUUACAUUUCGAGUGAUCGCAAAGGAAGAGCAUCCCUGAGCAAACACAAACGGGAUUGGGAAGAAUGGAAAUUAGAACGAUUCGAUGACGACUACGUCACCCUCUAUUCCAAAAAGCAUGAACAAUAUUUGGGAAGCAACUCUGUGGGAGAGGUCACGACCACCAAAAAGGUGGGAGAAUGGUCACUUUGGUCCAUUGAACAGUCCACCUAUGGAGGAAUCUAUCUGAAAUCCAAAACCUAUCAACGGCGAUUGGCCGUGGUGGGAGAGGGAGAAAUGUCCACGUUAUGUACGACGAAAGAGCAGUACUCUAGUCACGAAACGUGGAGAUUAGAACCAUGCCUCCCAUUCUUUCUCAGUCCCACCAAGAUUGCUGCCAUGGCAUCGGCCGGAGUACUUGGGUUGGCGCUGACCGUUGCCAUGCCCUAUGCCUUGCUUGGUAUCGUAGAAGUAGGUGCCGCCGAGGCUGCUGGAUUGACAGCACUACGGGUCUUGGUGGGAGCUGGAAUGGUAGGAACGACUGGCGUUUGUGUCGUCGAUACGGACCCAAGUGCGGCCAUGCCAUCCAGCCCCACCGCCAUGGAAGACUAUCUAGUGGCAUCCUGCCGUCCAAUAUGCGCAUGGCAAAAUUGGUAG
This is a messenger RNA of Cylindrotheca closterium, 1716 nucleotides long. Lineage: Eukaryota; Bacillariophyta; Bacillariophyceae; Bacillariales; Bacillariaceae. The record is from the annotation of a GenBank genome assembly.